Molecule: messenger RNA, 974 nt
Organism: Amphimedon queenslandica
Lineage: Eukaryota; Metazoa; Porifera; Demospongiae; Haplosclerida; Niphatidae
Exons: 10
Coding region: 282-683 (133 amino acids)
Source: RefSeq, a predicted model, not a curated record
AGAAAAUGUAAAGUCUGUAAUAUUGAGUGAAAGUGACUCUGAAGAACAUGAACAUAAAAAGAAAGGCUCUAUAGAUACGACAAUUACGACUAGUGAUGAUGAGAAGGAAAUGGAAGAAGAAUCUAUGAAAGAGUCUCAAGAGAUUUUCACACAACUGACACAAGUGCCACUUCCACAAAAGAGAUGUUUGAAAGAUGAUGACGAUGAUGAUGAAAAUGAACUGCCACCAAAGAGAGGUAUAAUUAUGUUUGAAUUUGAAUAAUGACUAUAGACUUUUAUGUAUGGCAAUAAAUUCACAAGACUCUGUUAGUUUGGAGGAUAUGCCACUUGAAACAGAGAUUACUAUAGAUAAUAGAAUGCCUAAUCCAUUUCUCACACCAACAAGUAGCAAGUCAAGAAAGGCUCCAGAAAGAAGUUCUUUGUUAAAAGAAAACUAUUCACCAUUCUCUUCCCCAUUUGCAAGUGAAUGCAGUCCAAGUACUGAUUUACAUCAGACACUUGGUCGAAUAGAACACAAAAUGGAUAUAAUACUCAAAUACAUGAAGCAAAGUAAACAAUAUAUCAAAGGAGGAGCAGCUCAUAAUUCUGCUGAAGAUGAGAAGAGAGCCAAGUUUACUACUGACAAGGGAGUUUAUUUGUUAGAUAUUAUGGCCACCGAUCCUGGAAAAUAUGCUCUAAAUUGAUGGACUCUCUUUUUACUGUGGAUGAAAUGGCUACUCAUUGUUUUGAAAAAACAAUACAAUCCAGAAAGGAGAGCUUGGAUAAAGAAAAAGCUAAUUUGUUAUAUGAUUGUAUUAGAAAGAAAUUUGGACAAGAGACUUUUGAAGCUAAUCAGGCCUGCAUUAUAAGAAAGUGUAACCAAAAGUGCCUUGACAGGCAUAGAGCUAAAUUUGGACACUCUUCAUAACUACAAUCUUGACAUUUGGACUAUCUUUAUUCAUGUUUACGUAUGAUAAUUAUUGUUAUUAUCGAUG